Molecule: messenger RNA, 1178 nt
Organism: Danio rerio (zebrafish)
Lineage: Eukaryota; Metazoa; Chordata; Actinopteri; Cypriniformes; Danionidae
Gene: sco1
Product: synthesis of cytochrome C oxidase 1
Biological process (GO): respiratory chain complex IV assembly
Cellular component (GO): mitochondrial inner membrane
Source: RefSeq, marked validated
ACAUCAUCCUCAAGCAGACCUCAGAUCAGUUCGUGUCAGCGUGACCGUUAAUAUCCGCGGUUGUAUAAUCCUGACAGCUGAUGCCGGGUCAGUGGUUUGUAUGCGGGGCUCAGAUGGUCACUUCCGCGUAGCUGAUGUGCUGACUGUUAGCACCAUGAGUUUAGCAGCAGUUUUGGGUUUAAAGAGUGUAAGAUGUCAGAUGUUCAGGUUAGUGUGUGGCAGUAAAACAUGUAAUGGUGUUUUGAGUCUGCGCAGUGCGGAGGGAAGAGCUGCGCGCGCAUGUGCAGUGCGCUCACACAGCAACACAUCGUUAUGGCGGUGUCGGACGGCUCCAUGUGUGUCUGUUCUGCACAUGCGAACACUUUCCACUCUUCCUCCACCUCCAUCAUCCAGCGGAGACAAACCCAGCAGCCGGAAGACUGGACCAGUGACAUGGAAAUCUCUCGCUGUCACGUUUGCGCUGGGAGGAGGCCUGCUUCUAGCAAUGAAAUACUUCAAGAGGGAAAAAGAGGAAUUGUUUGAGAAAGAAAGAACAAAGUCGAUAGGGAAGCCAGCUCUCGGAGGCCCGUUUUCACUCCUCGACCACAAUAAUAAACCCAGCCGGAGUGAGGAUUUCCUCGGCCGCUGGCUGCUGAUCUACUUCGGCUUCACGCACUGUCCAGACAUCUGCCCUGAUGAGCUGGAGAAAAUGAUCGAGGCCGUCGAUGAGAUCGACAACAUUGACACUCUCCCAGACGUGACUCCGCUCCUGAUCAGCAUUGACCCGGAGAGAGACACCCCUGAAGCGCUGGCAGCUUAUGUUAAAGAUUUCUCCCCCAAGCUCAUCGGUCUGACUGGCACGACGGCCCAGAUUGAGCAGGUGUCCCGAGCCUACAGAGUUUACUACAGCCAGGGCCCUAAAGAUGAAGACAACGACUACAUCGUGGAUCACACCAUCAUCAUGUACCUGGUGGGACCCGACGGCCAGUUUCUGGAGUAUUACGGACAGAACAAGAAGUCCUCGGAGAUCGCCUCAUCCAUCGCAUCCUACAUGAGGAAGCACAAAUACGGCAAAUGAGGACAUUACUCCUGUCAUCAAUCAUAUUUAUUUUCAGAGCCACUCUGCUGGAGCAUUCCCCGUUUCCCCAUACUGCAGUGAUGUUCAGAGCGUUCACAUUCAAUAAAGUGUGUUUGGGUUG